Molecule: messenger RNA, 841 nt
Organism: Cantharellus anzutake
Lineage: Eukaryota; Fungi; Basidiomycota; Agaricomycetes; Cantharellales; Hydnaceae
Product: RNA ligase/cyclic nucleotide phosphodiesterase
Exons: 2
Molecular function (GO): 2',3'-cyclic-nucleotide 3'-phosphodiesterase activity; RNA 2',3'-cyclic 3'-phosphodiesterase activity
Source: RefSeq, a predicted model, not a curated record
CCGCCUUAAUGCGAGCUAAUGUAGAAUUGUACCCGAAGGCAUCUAUCCCUCCCGUCGAAAGCUUGCACAUUACCCUUAAGUUUAUUGGUGAGGUUGAUGAAGCGCGGGUCCCAUCUAUCAUUGCCUCGCUCUCCCAUACCACUGCGCUUCGGGAACGGCACAGUAGCUCCGCCCACGGAAAUGAUGGCCUGGCUACACUCAACGUAUCGGUCGAUAAAGUAGGCAUCUUUUCAAGAACAGGCGUUGUUUACGCAAACGUCGUACCGACCCCGGCACUCAGCUCACUCGCGUCGUUCGUGGAGAGCACUCUUCACACACACUGUUCCUUCCCAAGGGAUAACCGGCCGUACCAUCCUCACAUAACCCUAGCUCGGAUCAGGCGUGCUCGGGGAAGGGGGGCCACUCAGAAUUCCCGCACGGAGGAUCCAAUUCUUCACGGUUUCGUAACGCAGAGCUUCGUAGCAUCGAGCUUUGCAUUGUAUAGAAGUCAUAGGGCUGGGAACAAAGCUGACGAUCAUCCCAGUUCUUCGAGGAAGGAUGAAGGGGGGAAGUCGAACGUCUAUGAAAUAUUACAUUCUUGGGAUUUCGAACUGCCGACAGAACUACCAACAGACACUCGAGUCGAAGCAUCUGGCCAGACUGUUCCCGCCACCGGCCAUCAAACAGUACAAACAGUACAGUCCUCAUCUUGAUCGCACACUGAUCCAAUACAUAAGCUGCAUACUGCUUUUAAUUGAUCAUGUUUUACAAUCCACGUUUCCCAUUUUUCCAAGUAUGAGGGCAAAAGAAACAUAGGCAUCAUGAAGGCGAAAGGGGGCGCAGAGGAUAUAUGUGAUGGGUG